UCGGAGACCACCUUGGGAAGACCUUGACGAGUAUACGUUUACCUCGGUAAAGUUUCGUGUGGAGUUUCGUGGCGUUAUUUACCGCGUGCUUGGUGAACAAAACGGAGCACGGUCAUGGCCGUGCGGCUUAAUAAUAAGUUCCAGAUUUUUGUGACUAUUUUCUUAGUCAUUGGCUGCGUUACCCAGCAAGCCGCGGCCAGAAAAGAGAACGAGCAUGACAGCGUUGUCGUCGAAGCCGCGGAGAGCAUAGUUCCGAAUUCAUUGACAAGGGAAGGUCGAGGAGUCUUGUGGAACGAGAAAGCCGGAAAUGGUGCCUGCUUAACGUCCAAGGGGGAAGUCGGCUACUGCACGACUUUCAAAGAGUGUUAUCCCUAUUUCAAGAUCCCCGAUCUGGGGGCUCUUGAUGGUUGGGUCCUCGGGGUGUACGACACUUGCAGUUUCAUACGAGAAGAUGGUCGGAUGGGUUUUGGGGUAUGCUGCUCUUCGAAUCCGCUGACAAGUCCACCCUCUUUCCCAGGCAGUGGUCCAGUGAUCGAGGAUACCCAGGUCAAUGGGGACGACUGCGACGAUGAUUCGACUCAAGUUGUUGGCAUGAAACCACAGAAGCCUGGCAGCUGGCCACCACCAUUACCCACUCACUCCCCUGACAACACGAUACCUCCGCUCCCAACUCACCCACCUCUCUCCAAGCCGACCAACGGUAAGCCUCUGGCAACUUCCCAGGCGACUUCUAAAAGACCAAGCGCAACGACUUGGCCAACGAAGAAGCCCGCAUGGUGGCCAGGCGCGACAACUCAAAAACCUUCCCAAACGACCGCCACUGCACCACCAAUUAACAACGCAGAGUGCGGAGCCAAAAAUGGCAACCAGGAUCAAGAACGCAUCGUCGGGGGUCAGAGUGCUGAUCUUGGCGAGUGGCCUUGGAUCGCGGCUCUUUUCAAUUCCGGACGGCAAGUCUGCGGAGGAUCACUCAUUGAUGACACCCACAUACUCAGCGCAGCUCACUGUGUCGCCAACAUGAACUCGUGGGAUGUGGCGCGCCUUACCGUACGGUUGGGCGACUAUAAUAUCAAAACGAGCACAGAGGUCCGUCACGUUGAAAGGCGAGUCAAACGGGUUGUGCGACAUCGAGGCUUCGAUCCAAGAACUCUGUACAACGAUGUUGCUAUACUUACCAUGAGCGAGCCGGUCGAAUUCACCGAAGCUAUAAGACCGAUCUGCUUGCCUACCGGAUCGCAACUUUAUUCUGGAAAAACGGCGACAGUCAUCGGCUGGGGAUCCUUGAGAGAAAGUGGUCCCCAACCAGCGAUUCUCCAAGAAGUCUCUAUUCCAAUCUGGUCAAAUGCAGAAUGCAAAUAUAAAUACGGAUCCGCAGCUCCGGGUGGCAUUGUCGACAGUUUUCUUUGCGCAGGACUCGCUGCAAAAGACUCGUGCUCGGGUGACAGUGGUGGACCGCUGAUGGUGAACGACGGUCGUUGGACUCAGGUUGGAAUCGUAAGCUGGGGCAUUGGUUGCGGCAAGGGACAGUACCCAGGCGUCUACACAAGAGUCACGCACUUUCUGCCGUGGAUAAAUAAAAAUCUGAGGUAGAUGCUCAGAGACGAAAAGGAUGAUCCAAUCUCGGAUAAUUAUAGUGCGAUCAACUGCAUCUUCAACUUUAUUUUCUUUUGCUCGACUCUCGAUGCUUUCGAACCUGCUUAUGUAAAUUCUUUGCAGGAAGACAGCUUUGAAGCGAGCAAAGAGAUCGAAAUGGUCGAUCGAAAGGAAAGCGAUACAUGAUCGAUUCGAAGAUUCGAAUCCAAUGACUUUUUUUAUUAGUAAAAAAAAUGAGCAACCCCAUAAGUUUGAAGCGUCAACAUCAUCACCGCAUGAUGGAAAACGAAAUGUGCGUCGAAAUAAGUAUAGAAUUAGUACGAAAUUCAUAUGAAAUUUCAUUAAAAAGUGUCAAUAAAAUAUACGACUCGUAUAUGACGUACCACUUGGAUGUGAUUUUAUCGCGUAUUAUUGUCGUGCUUUUUUAUCUUUGCAUGUGAUUAUAUCUAUUUCCCUUGUUGAUGUUACUUUGACUCGAAAACGACUUAUUGUCGUAGUGAUUCUCUUAAGGUAUUCCAUUCGCACUCGAAUAGACACUCAAAAUUUGGACUGAUUCCUAACCUCCUCUGAGAAGUCGCGGUUAUAUAGGAAAAGCUUCUCCUGCUGCGAUUUUUUUCCAACUUCUAUUGUUAAUAUCUCUUUUAAACAUUCGGUAACCCUUUAUCUUUAUCAUCGCUAUGGAUUUCUUACAUAUUUUUCUAUCUGUGAGACAGUUU
Molecule: messenger RNA, 2309 nt
Organism: Venturia canescens
Lineage: Eukaryota; Metazoa; Arthropoda; Insecta; Hymenoptera; Ichneumonidae
Product: lethal (2) k05911
Exons: 6
Coding region: 115-1590 (491 amino acids)
Biological process (GO): proteolysis
Molecular function (GO): serine-type endopeptidase activity
Source: RefSeq, a predicted model, not a curated record